Grosmannia clavigera kw1407 is the source of this 831-nucleotide messenger RNA. RefSeq lists its product as uncharacterized. Bases 1 to 831 code for a protein of 276 amino acids. The transcript is spliced from 2 exons. NCBI's taxonomy places the organism in Eukaryota, Fungi, Ascomycota, Sordariomycetes, Ophiostomatales, Ophiostomataceae. The record is from RefSeq and is a predicted model, not a curated record.
AUGGAAGACAUCACAGCAACCGUCGCCAAGGAUGCCAACACCCUCAAUGUCCCUCCCGUCAAGGAUGUAGCUCCUGUGCCCACCAUUGGCGAGGUCGCUCCUGUGACUCCCGACUUUAAGCUGCCACGAUCAAAGCCUACUGUGAUUGUCUUCUUCCGUUAUUGCGGUGACCCUUUUUCCGAGAAAAACUUUCGCCAGCUCGCCGCCCUUUCGGUCCAGCAGCCUGGCCUCGACUACAUUGCCGUCUCGCUCUGCUCGCGCGAAGUCACCGACCGCUGGAUCGAGAAGAUUGGCGGCGCUUGGAACACCGACGUCAUCAUCGACACCGAGCGCAACCUGUAUGCCCGCUGGGGUCUCGGCCUGAACACCACCUGGCAGCUCUUUAAUCCCCGUGCCCUCUACACCACCGUCGCCCUUGGCCUCGAAGAGGGCAUCUGGGGCCGCGCCGUCGACGACGGCGACCGCUGGCAGAUGGGCGGCGCCUUUGCUGUCGACGCUGCCGGCUUCGUCCGUUGGGUCCACGUCCCCGAUGUCUCUGACGACGUCGUCGACUUCAACCCUAUGCUCGACCUGUUCGGCCUGCCGAGAGUCAAGGGGCGCCGCCCGAAGAAGCCGGCAGAGGCACAAUGGGUUGGUGCCGCUCACGGUGAACAGCCACAGUGGACAGGCGCCCUGAACGCUCCCCAUGAACCCCGGGUCGCAGCCACGGUGAAGGCUCACGGUGAGCGGCGAGCAGACAUGGAGGAUGCUCGCCCUGAACCCCGGCUCCCGCCCACGGUGAAGGCUCACGGUGAACAGCGACCAGACCCGGUGGAAACGGACGAAAAGUGA